This is a messenger RNA of Teleopsis dalmanni, 4209 nucleotides long. Its product is annotated as DIS3-like exonuclease 2. The record is from RefSeq and is a predicted model, not a curated record. Lineage: Eukaryota; Metazoa; Arthropoda; Insecta; Diptera; Diopsidae. Gene Ontology annotation, biological process: mRNA catabolic process; miRNA catabolic process. Gene Ontology annotation, cellular component: exosome (RNase complex); P-body. Gene Ontology annotation, molecular function: 3'-5'-RNA exonuclease activity; RNA binding; protein binding. The transcript is spliced from 8 exons. Bases 280 to 4131 code for a protein of 1283 amino acids.
AAAGCAAUGAAUUUUCGAUAUAAAAGUGUUUAAUGUAGUAAUAUGGGUUGUUUUUCAAAAUUUUGUGAAAAUGUGCUCAUUUCGACUUAUGAAAUCGAUUUCAGCCAUUUACUCAGUUUGCAACACUAAUUCUUAUUGUUAUUGGGAAUCUUUGUCAGCUGGAAGCGGAGUCUUUUCUAUCAUAGAAUAAUUUUAGUUGAAUACGGUUUUGUGAAAUUUCGCAACCAGAGAAAUUUAUAAAAUUAAGUUCAGCAGUAUUAAUGAACACACAGUCUAGAAAUGGCGCCAAGAAGGAAGAAGAGUGGAAAUGGUUCCAACAAAUCUGAAUCGGAUUCUGAAGUUACAUUAAAAAAUAAAAUCGACAAUAAUGGUUCGGAGAGAACUGAUAUGAAUUUAAAAAUUAAUACAGUGCGUAAGACAUUAAACGAAAGAAGGAAAAUGUUGGAGAUCCAAGAAGAACAAACAAGACAUUCUUUAGGAUUGUCAGCAGAAAAUGACGCUUGCGCUCGUAAUUUAAUAAAAUCAUUUAUGAAAGAUGUCAGUAAAAAAGUAGAGCGUAAACAAGAAAAGAGAAAAGCCGCAGUCGCAACCGAAGAUUUCAGUAGAAAAGCACAGCAAAAUUCCGUUACGUCAACCAAAUCAGUUAGGGAAACAUUUGCAGUACCGCGCACUCGAAAAGAUAUUUCCCAACAUAAUGAAGGACUAAUCAAGUUAAUAACAGAAAUAGUUAAACAAAAUCCAAAUCUUAAAGAGAGUGUAAUUAAGUGUGCGAGUGAAAUACCCAACUUGCGCGGUCGUCAAAUAUUUGUUUAUGAUCUAGAUGGACCAACAUGUAGUCGUUAUCGUGAGAUGUCAAAAAAUGAUCAAUUUAAUGAAAGAAAUGCCAAUUCGACUAAAACUAAUGGGCUUGUUGAAAUCAAGGAACCAACUAAAAAAAAAACUGCUAAAUAUGAGAUGGAGAAGUAUAUAAAUUCGUCUGUUAAGGAUUAUGUCGAAAAAGGCACAGAACUUGCUGAAUCUCUAAUAUUUAAUUAUUCAAUGAAUCUGGAGGAAUAUGCCAAUCGUCUUGUGGAAAAUGAUUUAGGUCGUAUCGUAGAAGCAGAGAUACGUAUUAAUCGCAAGAAUAAUAGCCAAUCUUUUAUUCCGCUAUCAACUGAGAGAAACAGCGGAAUACGCGACGCUGCUAUAUACUUGCCUGUAGCACGCAUGUAUGCUUUUGAAGGCGAUACUGUACGUGCAUUUGUAUUUAAUCCUGUGUCUACAACAAUUGUUGACCUUUCUGGAUCCGGUGAUGACGAUGACCAAAUUGAAUCAGAUGGGUUAAAUAAUAGUAUUGUCAUGCACUGCCCCAAAGCGUUUGCAAUUGCCAUUGUUAAAGAGGGCAGUCAGCGUCAAUUCAUUGGUGCGGUUUGCUUCAGGAACUUCGUAAAGCUACACGAUGGAGAAAAUUAUUAUAAAUUAAGACCAAAUGACAUACGCACACCAAUGGUAUUUAUACCACAGUCGAGUUGUCAAGAAUAUUUAAAAGAAAUUGAAAAACUAGAAAUGGAUAUGUUAUUCCUUGCCAAAUUUGUUAAGACAGAUAUUAAUGGACAUUGUAUAGGUGAAAUAAUACAACCCAUCGGUAAAGCUGGUGAACUUGAGACUGAAACGAAAGCUAUUUUAAUUUCAAAUGGUUUACAUGAAAUAAAACCCUACGAAGAACGGUUUAAUGCAAUAUUCGAUAACAAACCCUUGCAAAUCGUGCCUGAAGACUUAGUUCAUAGAGAAGACUUACGAAAAUGUUGUAUUUUCACAAUAGAUCCACUAACAGCACGCGAUUUAGAUGACGCAAUGUCAAUUGAAGUGAUAAGUGAAAAUGAGUUCGAAGUUGGUGUUCACAUAUCAGAUGUUUCUCAUUACCUCUUAGAAGAUACAGAACUGGACGAUAUAGUUAAAAAUCGUGCCACAUCAAUAUAUUUAGUGAAUGAUGUUAUACAUAUGCUACCAAAAUCACUAUGUUUCAAGUGCUCACUGUUACCGGGUGAAGAUAAGUAUGCUUUUUCAGUAUUUUGGCGAAUGAAUGGAAAUGGAGAAGUAUUAACUCAACCUCGUUUUACACGUUCAGUGUUAAACUCUUGCACACAAUUUGCUUACGAGCAUGCACAAACAAUCAUUGAUAAUCCAGAAAAAAACUUUGAUAUUGACGAUUUACCCACAAUACUUAAUGGAUUUACAAUUUCUGACAUAGUUUCAAAAAUACUAUUAUUGCAUUCAAUUGCUGUAAAGCUGCGCGAAAAACGCUAUGAAAAUGGUGCUUUGUCAAUAAAUAAUCCGAAAAUGCGUUUCUCUUUAGAUCCACUUACAGCUGAACCGCUUAGUUUUCAAAUAGAGGACCGAAUUGAAGCAAACUUUUUAAUUGAGGAAUUCAUGUUACUUGCAAACCAAACCGUUGCGAAAUUCAUAUAUGAAAAGUAUCCAAAUAUUUCCAUUUUGCGUUACCAUGAACCACCACUGACCAACGGAAUGAAAAAAGUCUAUGAAAAAUUACUUACGUUUGGUGUGACACUAAAAUAUGAAACCUCCAAAGCCUUGCAAGAAAGUAUGCGAGAGAUUUGUGAACAUGCAGAGAACCCAGAUGCAAUGGAGGCUUACAUUAACAAUUUACUAACGAAACCUAUGGCUCGAGCAAAGUAUUUCUGUAGUGGUAUCGUAACAAAACCAAGUGAUAUGCAGCAUUAUGCAUUAUCUAUACCCAUUUACACACAUUUCACUAGCCCAAUACGACGUUACCCAGAUGUUAUGGUACACAGACUGCUCGCAGCAGCUUUAAACUAUAUGGAGCCGCCAAAACGCGAUGUUGAUGAACUAAAGGAAUUGGCUAAAGUAUGUAAUGAUCAAAAAUUCAAUGCUAAAACUGCUGGAGAUGAGUCAAUACUCGUAUAUUUUAAACGUCUUAUAAAGAAUCAGGGAUCCAUUGAAAUGCGUUGCGUAAUAACGGAAAUAUUCAAAAAUAAGAUGACUGUUCUCAGUAUUGAAAAUGGCAUAGACAUUGCAGUUCAAUACAAAAAUCAAGAAGUUGUGAUUGAUAACAAAAAUGCACCAUCAUUUAUAUUAGUUAAAGAAAAAGAUCCAAGCGUUCCAGAAUUAAAAUUACAAAUACUUUCAUUGGUUACUGUUAAAGUCAUUUCUUCUUAUGAAAAGUUACAAGGUUUAUUGGUUACGUCUGGCAAGGAACCGAUCACCAAAAAACGUGUAAGACAUAGGAACAGAAAAAAAAAUUUUGUACAACAACAAAGUCGAGUAAAUAAUCAGGAACGAAAAAACAGCAUAAAUAUAAAUGAAAAUAUGGGUUUUGUUGCACAAUACAAUUAUGCAUAUCCACAAUUUUUCCAACCAAGACAAAAUAAUGCAUUCAAUUUUCCAAAUCCAAGUUUUGAAAUAAAUCAACUGAAUGGUUUUGCACGAGAACCAAGACAAUUCUUUCCAAGUUUUCAACAGCAGCAGAACUUUCCACAACAGUUUCCUUCAGGACCCUCACGUCCAUUCAAUUUUCCAACAGACAACUCUUUGAGUGCCAUGCAAAUAUUAUCCACAACACCAGCGCCUAUAACUACAACUACAAUUCAAUCGGUCACAACUUCAUCUCCACAAUAUUUUUCCUGUUUACAGAAUUGCCAAACCACUAUGGAAUAUAAUCCCGUUUGUGGUAGUGAUAAUCAAAACUACCAUAAUAUGGCAAGACUCUUAUGUGCUUCUCGUUGUGGAUUAAAUGUAUCAGCUGUACGCAUGGGUACUUGUGCUCCUUUAGGACGAUUUUUAAGCCUUUCUGCUAUAUACGCACGUCCACAACAAAUUAAUUGGGGAGAUCUAUUUGCACCUACACCGGCAAGACCAAAUCAACCACAAUUUAAUUUUGAUAAUGGCGUUAAUGGAGAUAAUGGCGUGACUACCACAACCGCGGCACCUGCUGCAAGUACACCUUCUCCACAAUAUCUGGCCUGUUUACAGAGAUGUCCUUCAACAAUGGAAUAUAAUCCUGUGUGCGGUAGUGAUGGGCUAAAUUAUCAUAAUACUGGUCGACUGCAAUGUUCCAUUAAUUGUGGCUUAAAUGUUGCUGCUGUUCGUAUGGGCACCUGCAGGCCACUUUAAAUAUUAGGAGGAUAUAAGUGUUUUUUAAAUGAUUAAUUUAAGUUAAUUUUACUGAAAUGAAUAUUAGAUUAAACUAAU